AUGACCCAGGCGAUUCAACUUGACGGAAUGAAGCCGUCGGAGCGUGCCUUGGGGGCUGUUUUAUUUGCAGAGAAAGAUAAAAACUGGGACAUGGGGUUUAAAAGCCCGUCGCUGGAACUGAUCCCUCUGGUUCUAUCCAUUUUGAUCGAUGUCAAGAGCAGUGGAUUACAGAGUAAUAAAUUCCUCAUGGUUUGA
Molecule: messenger RNA, 195 nt
Organism: Paracoccidioides brasiliensis Pb18
Exons: 1
Coding region: 1-195 (64 amino acids)
Source: RefSeq, a predicted model, not a curated record